UACGUUCGUAGGUUGAAGAUGGUCGUUUUCGAACGGUCAAUUUACCAACGUAAAAAAACGACAUAUGCGUUCAAUUUCGUGUAAUUUGGUUUCGGGCUCGAUCUUCAAAUAGUUUUUACUCAAUUAUAGUGUGAAUUACACCUAUUACCGACGGUGAAUACGUUUAAAUUGGCUUUCGCUUACUUUCGAUUAACGUUAUUAACUUUUUUAACUGUCGUAUCGGGAUCGCGGCGUGCGACAUCGAUCUUUUGGUGAUUUGGUGUUAACCCCAAGGAUGUUACAGUGACUCAAGGAUCCUAAAGUGUUACUAGUGCUACCUUAACUGAAUCAACACUACUCCGAAGUCUGCCCACCAGGAUAAUCUCAUAGUGAAGUAAUUUCAACAAUUUUUGGAGACCUGUCAUCAGUUCUGCUUGGACAAUCAACAUCAGGUCUACAGUUACUUCGACGCCUCUUCUUUGAAGUGAUACUGCAAAGCCUUUUCCCCAAAAACUUCAUACUCUCGCCAACGGAUUUGAGCUAGUUGGAGCAGCAGUUUAACGAGUGAUAUCAAGUGUCCUGUUGUCAAUAAGGUGAACACACUACAAAACAAAGUGAUUUUAAUGCCGUAUGGAAGUCGCUUGAAGACACCAGAAAUUAUUGACAAGUUGUAUUGUACCUAGAUGAGGCUAUAUUGAAGUGAAUUUGUGUCAAGAAAUGCGAGAGGCAUUGAUCAUAAGCAUUACUGAAAUAAGAUAGUAACAGUGAAGUUGCAAAAAUUGUGAUUGGCAGAUAAUCUUCGGUGAUUUCAAUGCUCUUGGAUUAACAACCUGUUGUCUUUGGAACUACCUGAACCUGUCGUGUAAAGUUGUAGACUGAUCCUACAGAACAUUUGUUUUUUGUUACCUCUGAAGGAUGCAGUGACUCUUUGAUGGACUGUUUGUGAGCUGGUGACUUUUAAGUGUAACCGAGGCAACUUGAUGUUGUAUCCGCAAGCUGUCCUCAACGUCAGACCGCAGAGCCACAGAGCUUGGUGCUAUCCUCAGUGACGUGGUGCUAUCACAGUGACUUCAAAACGUCCCCAAAUUUUAGCAAAGUGGAUAACAAACCAUUCACGACGUUGAACUUCACGGAUCUGGGUUCCCCAUUUGGGGGCCCAAAUGAAGACCCUCCCGGCACUCCCACGAUGGCGGGUGAGGGGCACAUCGGACCUCCAACCCCCCAUGAAUCCAACACCUCGACGCCGGUGUCCAAAAGUGCUUUCAUCGAGUUGCAGCAACAUGGAUACGGCCCCUUAAGGACAUCCUAUCAACACCACUUCAAUUCUCCGGCGGGAAAUGCACAUUCGGGCCCCGCGGGGGGUCACGAUGGAGGGUUUCCGAGCCCCAGGGGAGCGUUAGGUGCAUACCCCUUUCCUACGAUGCAGCAACACUCGUACACAGGAUAUCAUCUGGGAUCAUACGCGUCAAAUUGCCCACCCUCGCCUAAAGAUGAUGACAAAUGCCUGUCGCUGGAACGACCAACGGGUGGCGGCAAGGGGAAGAAGAUGAGGAAACCUCGUACGAUCUACUCUAGCCUUCAGCUGCAACAGCUGAACAGGCGAUUCCAAAGAACGCAGUACCUGGCUCUGCCCGAAAGGGCAGAACUCGCCGCGAGCCUUGGUCUGACACAAACUCAGGUGUUUUCCGGACUAAAGUGGUGAAUCAACUGGGUAUCAUCUGCAUGAGCAGAU
Messenger RNA from Acanthoscelides obtectus, 1711 nucleotides. The record is from the annotation of a GenBank genome assembly. Lineage: Eukaryota; Metazoa; Arthropoda; Insecta; Coleoptera; Chrysomelidae.